Messenger RNA from Magallana angulata, 3854 nucleotides. RefSeq names its product WD repeat-containing protein 6-like. The transcript has 23 exons. Bases 171 to 3683 code for a protein of 1170 amino acids. The record is from RefSeq and is a predicted model, not a curated record. Gene Ontology annotation, molecular function: protein binding. NCBI's taxonomy places the organism in Eukaryota, Metazoa, Mollusca, Bivalvia, Ostreida, Ostreidae. Gene Ontology annotation, cellular component: cytoplasm. Gene Ontology annotation, biological process: tRNA methylation.
GACUAUAUUUUUUCAAACUGCUUUUAAACAAAAAUUAUUUUUCGGGAAUUCACAUUCCCGUCUUAUAUUACCUAAACUUUAUACAUGACCUGUUGUCGUAAUCAAUAUAACGCUUUGAAAACAUGUGGAGAUGACAAUAACAAACUUAUAUUGGUCCUGAUGGAGCAUGAAUGAUUGUGAAGCUUACAACGAGAGACCCGAUCAUGGAACAAAAGAAUGCCAUCCAGGGCGAUUUUAUGACUGGUCCUGUAACCGCUUUACACACUGUCGGAGACAAUAUCGUGUUGGCAGGAAUUGGAAGCUAUCUUCAUUCUUUUGUUAUUUCGGAACAGAAGAGCAAUAGCUGUCUGUUAGUUUUGCCAUGUCGCUGUAUUCAUGGAAUAAGAGAAUUUACCAAUGAGACAGAUGUUCAUACUUUUGCUGUGUUUGGUGAAAAGUGUGUCACCGUUGUGGACUACCAUUCAGCAGCACAAAGCGGUAAAAAUGGAGGUCCUCUGGAUCAUAGUGACUAUUCCAUCACCAGAACAACAAGAGCACAAAUGUCCGAGUUUGAAGACUGGAUUUGGGAUGCUGUGUUUUUAAAACCUAAAGAUAGCUGUCAUUUGGCCUUGGCUCUGGGACAUAACUCUGUGAUUUUAUGGGACUGGAAACAUGCACGGCUGGUGGAGAAAGUCUCGUGUGUGGAGUCCUGUAUACUAUACUCUGCCAAGUUUAUUAACACACAAUGGGACUGUCUAAUUUUGGCUGCAGGAACUGUGUUCAAUGAGAUAUUGCUAUGGUCACCAAAAGGUCAAAGGUCCCAGUCUGGUCAUGUGAAUGUGAUAAAAAGUCUAAAGGGACACCAGGGUGUCAUUUUUUCUGUGGACUUCUCUCACCAGAAGCAGAUGAUGUGCUCUGCCUCGGAUGAUCGCAGUAUCCGACUUUGGCAGUUUUCAUUUGAUAACCAUUCUAAUCUUCAUGAAACUGAAAUUCCUCUGGAAUCAUGGGAGAACAGUAGCUGUACUUGUGUGCAUGUGUUGUAUGGACACUCAGCCCGGGUCUGGGACGUCAGACUACUGACCUGUACACUGGUCAGUGUGGGAGAGGAUUCCACAUGCUGUGUUUGGAACUAUGAAGGAGAUGUUCUACAAAAGUUCAAAGGUCAUAGGGGAAAAAGUAUUUGGAGUUUAUCUGUGGAUGAGAAGGAAAGAUAUGUGGUGACUGGUGGGGGAGACACCAGUGUACGCCUCUGGUACUUAUCCUCAAGGUCAGAGAGGUCAAAUUACAUCACACAAUCUCUGCAGCUACAGCAGACUUCAUCGGAGAAGGAAGAAGACUACCCACGUUCAGUGAGUCUGCUGAAUUACAAUGAAAUCAUCAUCAUCACCAAUAAAGGGUUUCUUUACCUGCAUGACAUUGAAAAAGAAAGAUGGCUGACAUUAAUGAAUGAUCCAGACUACAGGUCAUAUACAGUGAUGUCUGUAGCUCCAGCACAGCAGAGCUGUGUAGUGCUGGGAAAUAUCCAUGGAAAGCUCAGAAUUUUCCUAGCAGAGGGUUCUCAGCCUGUUUGGAAAAGUAAGGACUGGGACAUCUAUGAUGGGAAAAUAAUGAGCAUUCAUUGGUUGUCUGGUACCCGGCUCCUGACCACAGGGCCAGAGGGGGGCAUUAAAUUAUGGAAUUUUGAUGCUGAUACAUUGAACUUGGAGCUUGAUGAACAGUACAUAUUACCAGAAUGUAAGCAGCGAUGGGUGUCGGCAGCUUCUGUCAGUCACGGCUCAUUGAUUUGUGGAGACAGAGGUGGAACCAUUCAUGUAUAUCAACUAGGAAGUGAAUUUAGGAACCCAUCUCAAAGUUUUCCAAAAAUUCAUGGAAAGACUGGAGUGACGAACAUUAUCUGUCACAAAGGUAAUGUGUACACGAGUGGGAGGGACGGCUGCUACCGGGUGUUCAGUCAUGACGACAGUCACAUGACCCUCCUAAACACUCAUCGCGUUUACAAAGGAUUCGAGUGGAUUGACAAGCUGCAAAUAGCUGACGAUGGAGCCGAUUAUCAUAUAUUCGGAUUUCAGUCUAGUGACUUUGUGCUGUGGAGCGUGAACAGGAACCAGAAACUCCUUCAGAUUCCGUGUGGAGGCGGGCACAGGUCAUGGGACUGCUCCAUCAGGGGAGAGCACUUCAGAUUCGUCUAUCAGAAAACUCGUGAAGUCGUGGUGUGUGACACCAGACUGGAGCAGAAUCAGCUCAAGUUAAAGAAUGCUCUCCAUGGAAGGGAGAUUACUUGUAUUAAAUUACUGGAUGCAAACACAGAAGGAUGCAUUGUUGCUACAGGGAGUGAAGACACCAGUGUCCAGAUAUCAGCAAUCAGAUGUAAUGAAUUUGGAGUGAAGGAAAUGGUUUGCCUAGAGCAUUUGAGUGGACACAUCUCUAGUGUGCGGGCACUCAGUUUAUGUCCGUCCUCCAAAGACUCAAUCAGCAAGAAGUCUACACUGAUGUUCUCUGCGGGCGGUCGAGCCCAGUUGUUGGUCUGGAGACUGACCAUUCAAGACUCUACCUCCGUUGUAACAGAGAAUCUAUGCAUGCAUAUGAUUGGCCAAACACAAAGAAAAGGCAAAACCAGGAUGUGGAAACUACAACAGAUCAAACUGAACCCAGAAACCAGGUUCAUGGACUUGAGCAGUGUUCAGCUUUCUAGUGUAUGGUCUGACUUUCCAGCUCAUUUGCACCUCCUGGCUUCUGCUUGCUCAGAUGCCUUCGUUAGGUUUUAUAUUUUUAAUGAAGAAAAAACAGAGUUGAUACCAUUUCUGGAAUCCUCCCUUCAUGAACACUGUGUGUUAAAGGUCUGUUGUCUAAAGAGAGAGUGCGGGUCAGAUUCUGUAAUAUACAUUCUAUCUGCAGCAACUGACGGCUGUAUUGCUUUCUGGAAAGUAAACAAAAAGGACAUACAUGAAACUGGUAAAAAAUUCUCACAACCAAAUCUUGAUACCGGUAAUAGGAUAUUUGAAACAUGCUCUUUUGUGAAAUGUGACAUACAUGAAUCUUCAGCAAACAAUUUCAAUCUCAGGGAAGACUUACUGGAUAAGGAGUCUAUGUGGGGUGUAUUGCCCUCAAAUCAUAAACAACAUAUACUUAAAAGUGAUGAUAGAAAUGACUCGCAGUGCAGUGAUGAAGGCCAAGUCAGCAAUAAAGAACACGAUAGUGGAAUGUCCGUAGCCAAUAUGGAGUCCAAUUCAUCAAAGGAGAACAGUAUCCAAAGAACAAAGCAUGUGUUUUUCAUGAAACAUCAUCAGUCUGGUGUGAAUGGGUUGGAUUAUAUACAUCUACAAGAUGAUGAUUACCUGAUAGCUAGCGGUGGAGAUGACAAUGCCCUCGUAGUUACAUCAGUCAGGAUCAACAGUGAAGGCGUAAAGGUCAUCACAACAGGGUCGUGUUUAUGUGCUCAUUCAACAGAAAUUACAGGUGUGAAGUUCUUGUCGCCCUCCAAACUGAUUUCGGUAUCCAUCGACCAAAGACUGAUACUGUGGAGCGUUAACAUUACAGAGAGUCGCAUACAGCUACAGCAGAUGAGCUGUAAAUUUGUGUGUGUUGCUGAUAUAUCAAACAUAGACUGUCAGAAAUUAAACAAUGACCUAUUUACAGUUGUUAUAUCUGGAGAGGGCUUAGCAACCUGUCAAAUUCAUGGUAUGUGUAUCGUUGUUGUAAAUUAAAAAGAAAGAGUUCAUCAAUCAACAUGGCAGAUAAAAAGCAAUAUUGUGCUUUCAUCAAUAUUCAUUGCAAUUGGCAUCAAUUUUAGUGGAUUUAAUAUAAAAUAAAAGAUGACACAUGUCAUACUUGGUUUGAAUUUUACCAGAUUAGAUUGCCAAAAUGAUGGAUCAUUA